AUGACGUAUUCAAUAAUAGCACUUUGUCUUUUAUUGACAGCUGUCAAUGGAAAUGUGGAGGACAGAAUCGAGAAACUAAUGGGUUUGCAAUAGAAUUAUCAGCAUUCCCAAUCCGAGAGCUUCUUCUACUACACCCAAGUGGCCAAAUGCAGUUUGAAGACCAUUACAAAUUGGAAUUGUGGUUCAUUUUGCUAACAUCAUCCAGACAUGGUUGAAGUGAAGGCAUUCUACAAGGCCGAUCACCAUGCCCAAGCGUACGUGGGAUACAACAAAAAGGAGAACUUGGUAGUGGUAGUGUAUCGAAGCACCCAAGACUUUAUCAAUUGGUACAAUAACAUCAAGUUCUUCAAACACGAUUUCGGAGAUUGCAAGAAUUGCAAAGUCCAUUUGGGAUUCUGGGAAACUUAUGAUGACGUAUCAGCAGAGGUGUUGGCUGCUGCAAAAGCCUUGAAAGUCAAAUACCCAUCUUCAAAAAUGUUAGUUACUGGACAUUCUUUGGGAGGAGCAGUGGCUUAUUUGGCUGCUGUGGAUUUAAAAAAAUUAGGAUACAAAAUUGAUUAUUUCUUCACUUAUGGAGCUCCUAGAAUUGGAACACACGAAUUUGCUGUUUGGUUCACCAGUUACGUUGCUGCAACAGAGCACUGGAGAGUGACUCACUAUAGAGAUAUGGUAAUUCAUCAACCACCUUCCUCAUUCUCAUACAAACACCCACCUUAAGAAGUUUGGUACACUCACGAUAACAAGUCAUACAAGAUUUGUUCAAGUGGAACUGACGAGGAUCCCACCUGUGCAAAUUCAAUCAUAGGAGAUUCUUCAUAAGAUCAUACUAGUUAUUUCGAUGUUAGUGGAUCAUGCACAGAGUCAUUCACAGAGGAUAUUGAAAUAUGAUUUAAAUUUGUAUGGCAUAAUAAAAAUAAUACAAUUA
Molecule: messenger RNA, 925 nt
Organism: Paramecium tetraurelia
Lineage: Eukaryota; Ciliophora; Oligohymenophorea; Peniculida; Parameciidae
Exons: 4
Biological process (GO): lipid metabolic process
Source: RefSeq, a predicted model, not a curated record